AUGGCACUGGAGAACUUCCCCGUCUUUAAUCUCCACGCUGUCAAGGAUCGGCUCCAGCUUCAGCAAGCUGACCUGAACCACGAACAGAAUGACCAUCAGGUAGCUCCUCAGGUGCAGUACGACAACAGCUACGCAAACACCCAGUCCAACACCACACAACCCCCUGUGGGCCCAGGCCACACCCACCACCCCCAUCAUGCACCACACCAUGGCACGAGUACAUACAACCACCACCAACAACAAGACCGCUUACGACCACAGGAACCACAUCAACCGCGGGAACAACACCAACCACAGGAACACCACCAACCAGUUGUCGAUGAGGUGGCCGCCCUCCCCUACCCAGAUGCUCCUACUGUCCUCCCCGUCCCCCACAUUAUGGCGCUGGUCAUGUCCCAGCUGCAGCCAGUCCUGGAAGGUUUCAACCGCUCCCUUGAGCACCUGAGCCAGCGGGUAGGGGACCUGGCCCGCGACAUGGCUCAGCUGAAGCGCAGCCAACUAGAGGCGGAGCUACAGGCGGGACCCCCAGAGGGAGUGGAGGGGCCUCUAAAGGACAAACUGGACGAGGCCUUUCACCACAUCAGGGAGCUGAGGAGACAGGUGGAGAGCCAACACAGCGACAUGGAGAACAGGCUGCACGCCAACCUGACCAGCUUCAAGACGGAUGUCGACAUGAAGCUGAAACGCCACCAGAAGAUGCUGCAGGUCAGCCUGCAGACCAUGAACGCCACACUGUCUGAGCUGAAGUUUGACCAGGAUCAGAUCACAGAUGAUGAGCCGCAGUAUCGUCUCCCUCCACCCUCACCGCCUCCACCUCGACCACCGCCACCCCCCUCCAAUACCUUGACGCUGUGGGAGGCCAUCGAACGUCUGGACAACAUGGUGGUCAACAACACGGUGAAGGUGAACGGGCUGAUGGAGGAUGUGGAGGUGACAUCGGGUGACGUGCAGCAGCUCAGGCAGCACGUGAAGGAGCUGGAGAAGCUGAUCAGCAGCACAGCCCGGAAGAGCCAGAUCCUGUUCAUGGAGACGGGUCUGGAGGUGGAGGACGCCAAGGUGUCGGUGCUGCGGCGGGUGGACGAGCUGGCAGGAAACCUGACGCAGCAGGACCAGAGGCUGCAGGAGAUGGAUGUGGAUGUGGACUACCUGUACACCGUCCUCUACAAACACAACACCACCACAGACUGCGACUGCAAGGCCCUGAAAGCUGCUGUGGCCCGACUGGAGAGGGGUGUGGCCAACGUGACAGAGCUGGCCAAUGAGAACAGACUGGCCCUGGACGAGAACAGCGAGGGAGGGGUGGGGCAGUGGGGCGGAACUGGCGACUGGGAGCCUGCGGUGGAGACACUCCAACAUGGCCUUCAGAUGGUAAAGGAGUCUCUGACCUCGGAGCAGAUCAGGACCAGGACUCUGGACGUCGGUCUGACCCAGCUGAGCGACUCGGUCUCCGUUCUGACGGAAACCGACGUCAAGCUGAAAGCGCGCAUGGAGCACCUGUCGGCCUCCUUCAACUCGCUGCUCAAAGACGCCAUCCGGCACAGCGAGGUGCUAGAGCAGCUGCUGGGCGAGGAGGUGCUCGAGUUCUUGGACUGGCCUGUCCACGAGCAGGAGGCCAACUCGGUCCCGGUGCUGAAGGAGCAGCUGAGGCACCUGCAGGAACAACUAAGGGGACAUGAUGAAAGCAUCAAGACGCUGCAGGGUGGUGGGACAGGAGUCAGAGAGGAGGCUGCUGACCAGCCCUCCUCCUCCUCCAACCCCGUGCAGGACGACUGGCUGCCUGGCGACAUGAGGAGGAGUGUUGGUGGACUUGUAGCCAGGGAGCGCCAGCUGCUCCUCCAAGGGAGUGACCUGUGGAACUUGGAGAAGACUGUGGAAGAGCUGCAGCAGAAGCUACUCAGGCUGGAGGAGAGGCCCUGCCCCUGCUCCAACACCUCCACCAACAGGGAGGCGGCCCCUGGAGGCCUGGAGGCCAAACUGCAGGCGGAGGUGAUGUGGCUAAAGAGAGGGUUGGAGGAACAUCUGAGGGUCUUCAAGAACGUCUUCAGCAACGCCGAUAGGUUGGUGGGAGCUGAAGUCACACUGGACCUUGACAAGCUGUUUCAGCUGUUGAAGAACAAAGAUGACAAGAAAGACAGGAAGAGAGGAGGGCGGGGGGAGGAGCCUGGGAGAGGAGGACGCCACCGAAACAGGAGGGACUCCUCAGGUGUCGCCAUCCCAUCCAAUCAAUCAGAAGGCUCCCUGCUGUUUGUAACUGGAUCUCCUUUGAGCAUCUUCAAUAGCAUCAUCGUGUUUGAACCGUCUCUGAACCGCGGUCACAUCUACUCCGACAGCGGCACCUUCACGGCUCCAGUGGACGGGCUCUACCUGUUCCUCCUCACUUUAGACCUGAGGCCAGGCCCCGCCCACAUGGUCCUGAGGAGGGGGCAGGGGGACGGAGUGCCAGUGUCUCUGCAGCAGCGGAAGGCAGCGGAGGCGGGGCUUGUCACUGGCACCGGCCUCCUGUUGCUGAGAGAGGGCGAGGAGGUCUGCCUGGAACUGAAGGAGGGACAGUGGCAGGAGUCAGAGGACAAUGUGUUCGCCGGGCUGCUGCUCCACCGAACCUGAGCUGCUGUGGACCAAUUAGCUGACAGUCAGAGGACAAAAAACAAUCAAAGACUGUGGGGGCGGAGUCACCGGAGGUGUUGUGAAACAAAUUUCCAUGUUUAAUCCAAAGCACCUUACAGAGUCAUGAACUGGAUCAAACCUGUCUGUGAAUCUUUAGUUGUUUAGAUUCCAGCUCUACAGUUACACAAGAAACAAAAAUAAGCCUGCUAAAAUGAUCUUUUGGUUCAUUUUUUUUUAAAUUAGAACAGGAAGGACAAUUUUAUGUGUAUCUGUUUUGAUGUUGCAGAAACAAAUAGAAAAUACUGACUUCUUUCAAUAUAUGCCUACUGUCAAAGAUGCUACAGAACAAGAAAUAUAACCAAUUACCACAAAUAAGCCCAAAAAUGCUUAAAAACAGAUGUAAUAGUGUCUCAAAUAAGUGUAAAACAAACAAAAAGGCAUAAGAUGGGUAUUAACAAGUGAAAAGUCUUGUAAACAGGACCAUCAGACUACAAAUAUGCAAAAAACUGAUUAAGAACAACCAUGAGUACACACAAAACAAUUUUAAAAGAAGCAAACUGGCACAAGUAUGACCAGGAAUGGGCAGAGAGAGAUGCUGCAAGUGCAAAACAGCCAGAAAUGUAUGUAAAACAACCAUAAACUUACAAUUCUAUGAAAAAGAACCAUAAUAGACAUAAAACAACUCAAUGUAAAUGCAAAAGAAUUACAAAUGAACAAAAAAACCCAACCAGAAUUGAUAUAUUGAUGAACAAAAAAGCAAAAAAAAAACAACAACAAACAAACCCAACAGUCAUAAAAUCACGUCAAACAAAAAUAGACAGAAAACUACCACAAUGAGCAGAAAAAUACUACAUGAAGUGCAAAAGAAAACACCAAAUCAGUUGUAAAUACAUGCAAAAAUGUGACAAAUGAACAUAAAAUGGCAAUAGAUAUUGUCUAAAAGUGGAACAAAGAUGAAAAACAGACAUGGAUCAAUAAAAAACAACAGUGGUUGGUCAGUGCAAAACAAUAUUUGAUGCCAGUUUACACCCAAAAUGAAAUAAUCCAGUGAUGUUUAGUUUUAUAUAAAUAUGAGCUAAAAAAAAAAAAAAAAGCAGAACAUGAGCAGGUUUUCUGGAUUUGUUGAAAUCAAACAGUUAAAACACACUCAGACUUAAAAAAAAACAAAAAAAAACAUGCCAACUAACCCCCAACUAAUUAAUUUCAUACUAAACAACUGAAAUAAAACUUGCUGCAAAAUAUUUUUUUUGCAGUUUUCUGCCAGUUAGCUUAGCUCAGCAUAAAGACUGGAAAUGGGUGGAAACUGCUAGCCCGGAUCUGAUGCUGCAUUUACGUCACAUUUGAGCAUGAUGCUAUUAAACUGUUAAAAUGAACCAAUACUGCAGUUGUGGUUGACACUGAGUGGUUAACUCUCUGAACCCCAAGCAGUUUCUGUGUGGUUAUUUUUGCUUCUGUCACAUUUUUCCUCACUUUGGGCUCAUUUUUCACUGCAGUAUAAAGUCCUGCACCUCCAUGGAACAGAAUGAAGGAGAGAGAACUCAGAAAUGUCUUUUAGGCAGUAUGACACAGGUAUAAUGCCAUAAAUUAUGAGCAACAAAAAGCUAAAGUUGAAAUUCUUAGAUUAUUGAUUUUACAAAAAAUGAACAAACCUGGAAACAACAUUUUUCGAAGUGUCCACGGGCAAAAAUUGUGACUCUGCAUACUACUGAUAUUUUUCACUACCCAACAUUUUGAAUUAAAUUUCCUCUGAAUUUUUGUGACAUGAUUGUUGGUCACAUCUGAGUCAGACAUGGUUUCACUGUUCUGCUGAGAAGAGCAGAAUUUUGUGUUGUUUUACAAAAUUUGGUUGGAGUAAAGAGUUUAUUUUUGGUG
Messenger RNA from Acanthochromis polyacanthus (spiny chromis), 4476 nucleotides. It is a transcript of the gene mmrn2a, whose product is annotated as multimerin 2a. The transcript has 8 exons. NCBI's taxonomy places the organism in Eukaryota, Metazoa, Chordata, Actinopteri, Pomacentridae. Gene Ontology annotation, molecular function: protein binding. Bases 1 to 2604 code for a protein of 867 amino acids. The record is from RefSeq and is a predicted model, not a curated record.